Aspergillus heteromorphus CBS 117.55 is the source of this 1506-nucleotide messenger RNA. Its product is annotated as glutaminyl-peptide cyclotransferase family protein. The record is from RefSeq and is a predicted model, not a curated record. NCBI's taxonomy places the organism in Eukaryota, Fungi, Ascomycota, Eurotiomycetes, Eurotiales, Aspergillaceae. Bases 126 to 1325 code for a protein of 399 amino acids. Gene Ontology annotation, molecular function: zinc ion binding; glutaminyl-peptide cyclotransferase activity. The transcript has a single exon.
CUUCGAUCAUCACCCGUCGGCCGUUGCUCCUCGCUUCGUCUUGGUUUCACCUUCAUCUCAGGCAUCUCGCGUGCGGUUCGAGGUGCGUACAAUGCAGGCUUGUUGACCCCUGCCCUGCAACCGCCAUGUAUCCGGGUUACCGUGGCCUUCUGGCCCCUAUACUCUCCGUGUACCUUGCCCUGCUCCUCGUUCUCUCUCCAGCCACAGCCUACCAAGCGAUCUCGGACGAGACCCUGAAAUCCCUCCCUCGCCCGAACGAUGACUUCGAUAUUCAUACCGGUGCCCUCCUGGCCCCGAUCUUGCGGCCCCGUGUUCCCGGCACCCCCGGGUCGACUGCGGUUCUAAACCACUUCGUGGACUUCUUUCGCAAUUCGCUCCCCGACUGGAAACUGGAGUUUCAGAAUUCCACGUCAAAAACCCCCGUUUCGAAAGGCAAGGAGGUGCCAUUUGUCAACUUGAUCGCGUCUCGGGACCCUCCGUGGGCGGCGACAGGUGACGUGGGAAGGCUCACUCUUACCGCGCAUUAUGAUAGUAAAUACGAGCCGGAGGGGUUUAUUGGCGCUAUUGACAGCGCAGCACCAUGCGCGAUGAUUCUGCACGCCGUAAGAAGCAUUGAUGCAGCUCUGACAAAGAAGUGGGAUGACAUGCGGGUACAAGGUCAGACCAAUCCUCUGGAUGAGCAAAAGGGCAUUCAGAUCAUGUUACUAGACGGUGAAGAAGCAUUCAAGACCUGGAGUGAGACAGAUUCACUCUACGGUGCUCGCUCCCUUGCAGAGCAGUGGGACGGAGAUGUCAACCCCGCCAUGUCGGUCUACAAGACCCCUCUUUCCUCAAUUUCCCUCUUUGUCUUACUGGAUCUACUCGGGGCCAAGAACCCAACAAUCCAGUCCUUUUUCCCAACUACGCACUGGGCCUACAAGAGGAUGGCGAAUUUGGAGCGUCGUCUCCGACGUCUAAACCAGUACAAAUCUGCAGCCAAUUCACCGCUGUGGUUUCCACACGCCUCGAAAAAUGAGCAUGAGGUGAAUAUGUUCAGCAGCAUUGAAGAUGACCACAUUCCCUUUAUGAGGCGUGGGGUAGAGAUCCUUCACAUCAUCGAUGCUGGCCCUCGUGGCUUUCCGGAUGUCUGGCAUCGCAUGGAGGAUGACGGCGAACAUUUGGAUCUGGCGACUGUGGAAGACUGGAGCUUAUUGGUUACAGCGUUCGCUGCGGAGUGGAUGGAGCUAGAAGGCUUCAUGCCCAUGUCCAAGCAGAGGGACUCCGGGGAUCAGGACCAUGAGAACAGCAAGCGCUCUGAUGGUCAUCAGGAUCAUACUGAAUUGUAAGCGCCAUCUUCAACCACCAUCAAUGUUUGACAUGGCUAUUGCAGCCAUGCAUUUCUCCCUAAAUACAUGUACCCUGGGUAUCUGCCACGGGCUGCGCUGAUACGUGAUGCGUCUGCAUAGCUUUUAAACGAGGGCUUUGGUGGUCCAGCCUUGUUCUUGAGCAGUUUCGCUUCUCGACAAC